UGCGGUCCAGUCUGAGGGGUCUGAGGUUGUCGGCUAUGGGCGCUAGAGGCGGGUGGGCUUGGCUUUUGCCGCUGCUGUCAACAACCUGUCAUCAGUGUCCUGAGUAAGGGCCGGCUGGCCCAGACUCGGCCGGGGUGAGAUGGACUGGCUGCUGGACCAAGUCCCCUGCAGUUGGCAGGAGUAUGAGGUGGAGUGAUGCACACCCGGGCGCCCAGCAUCGUUCUAACUGCUGCGGACCACUCGCUGCAAGGGGCUGCGUUCCUGAGCAGGGAGCCAGUUUUCCAGGGUUGGAACUUCGCUGCGAAGCCAGUGGGAGGUCUCCAAGGACGGAGUCGAAAGGUCACGUCAUAUCUGUCAGUGCUGUGUGACAGCAUCGCGACAGGACCUGCAGAGCCUGAACUCGAUCAGUAAUGCCUCCUGCCUGCCUCUGUCAAGAUGGAGGGGACAGCAGGGGGAGAGCCUACUCAAGCGGUGUCUAAACUCAAACUUUCCACCAAGGUAGAAAGCACAGGACACUGGCUGGUGGAAGAUCACGCUCGAAUAUGGGAAGUUUUAAAGACAGAAGAGAGCUCGAUUCAGGAUUGGGGUGAAGAGGUAGAGGAAGGAGCUGUUUACCAUGUCACCCUCAAAAGAGUCCAGAUUCAACAGGCUGCCAAUAAAGGAGCAAGAUGGCUAGGGGUUGAAGGGGACCAGCUGCCUCCAGGACACACAGUCAGUCAGUAUGAAACCUGUAAGAUCAGGACCAUCAAAGCUGGCACCUUGGAGAAGCUGGUGGAGAACCUGUUGACAGCUUUUGGGGACAAUGACUUUACCUAUAUCAGCAUCUUUCUGUCAACGUACAGAGGUUUCGCCUCCACUAAAGAAGUGCUGGAACUCCUGCUGGACAGGUAUGGAAACCUGACAAGCCCCACCUGUGAAGACGAUGGAAGCCAAAGUUCAUCCGAGUCCAAGACGGUGAUCAGGAAUGCCAUCGCUUCACUACUGAGGGCCUGGCUUGACCAAUGUGCCGAAGAUUUCCGGGAGCCCCCGCACUUCCCUUGCUUGCAGAAACUGCUGGAUUAUCUAAAACGGAUGAUGCCAGGCUCUGACCCAGAGAGAAGGGCACAAAAUCUUCUUGAGCAAUUUCAGAAGCAAGAAGUGGAAAAUGACAAUGGGCUUCUCAACACCAUCUCCUUCAGCCUGGAAGAGGAAGAGGAACUGGAGGGUGGAGGGUCAGCAGAAUUCACGUGCUUCUCAGAGGACCUGGUGGCAGAGCAGCUGACCUACAUGGACGCACAACUGUUCAAGAAAGUAGUGCCUCACCACUGCCUGGGCUGCAUUUGGUCUCAAAGGGAUAAGAAGGAAAACAAGCAUUUGGCUCCUACCAUCCGUGCUACCAUCUCUCAGUUUAAUACCCUCACCAAAUGUGUUGUCAGCACCAUCCUGGGGGGCAAAGAACUCAAAACUCAGCAGAGAGCCAAAAUCAUGGAGAAGUGGAUCAACAUUGCUCAUGAAUGUAGACUCCUGAAGAAUUUUUCCUCUUUGAGAGCCAUCGUUUCAGCAUUGCAGUCUAAUUCCAUCUAUCGGUUAAAAAAGACGUGGGCAGCCGUCCCAAAGGACCGAAUGCUGAUGUUUGAAGAACUUUCAGAUAUCUUCUCAGACCAUAAUAACCAUUUGACCAGCCGGGAACUCCUGAUGAAGGAAGGAACCUCAAAAUUUGCAAACCUGGACAGCAGUGUGAAAGAAAACCAGAAGCGUACUCAGAGGCGGCUUCAGCUGCAGAAAGACAUGGGCAUGAUGCAGGGAACCGUGCCCUACCUGGGCACCUUCCUGACUGACCUGACCAUGCUUGACACGGCCCUUCCAGACUACAUCGAGGGUGGACUGAUAAACUUUGAGAAAAGGAGAAGGGAAUUUGAAGUGAUUGCCCAAAUAAAGCUCCUACAGUCUGCCUGCAACAGCUAUUGUAUGACCCCAGACCAAAAGUUCAUCCAGUGGUUCCAGAGGCAGCAGCUCCUAACAGAGGAGGAGAGCUACGCCCUCUCGUGUGAGAUUGAAGCGGCUGCCGAUGCCAGCACCACCUCGCCCAAGCCUCGGAAGAGCAUGGUGAAGAGGCUGAGCCUACUAUUUCUGGGGUCUGACAUUAUCACCACUAACACUCCUACCAAAGAGCAGCCCAAGUCCACGGCCAGUGGGAGCUCUGGAGAAAGCAUGGACUCUGUCAGCGUGUCGUCCUGCGAGUCGAACCACUCAGAGGCUGAGGAGGGCUCUGUUACUCCCAUGGACACCCCUGAUGAGCCUCAGAAAAAGCUCUCUGAGUCUUCCUCAUCAUGUUCCUCUAUCCAUUCCAUGGACACAAGUUCCUCAGGGAUGUCGUCCUUAAUCAACCCGCUCUCCUCCCCUCCGGCCUGUAACAACAACCCUAAGAUCCACAAGCGGUCCGUCUCUGUGACGUCCAUUACCUCGACUGUGCUGCCCCCUGUUUACAACCAGCAGAACGAAGACACCUGCAUCAUCCGCAUCAGCGUGGAGGACAACAACGGCAACAUGUACAAGAGCAUCAUGCUGACCAGUCAGGACAAAACCCCCGCAGUGAUCCAGAGAGCAAUGCUGAAGCACAAUCUGGACUCAGACCCAGCCGAGGAGUAUGAGCUGGUGCAGGUCAUCUCCGAGGACAAAGAACUCGUGAUCCCCGACUCAGCAAAUGUCUUCUAUGCCAUGAAUAGUCAAGUGAACUUUGACUUCAUUUUACGCAAAAAGAACUCCAUGGAGGAACAGGUGAAACUGCGAAGCCGGACAAGCUUGACGCUGCCCAGGACAGCUAAACGGGGCUGCUGGAGCAACAGGCACAGCAAAAUCACCCUCUGAAGGGAGGGACCCGUGGCCCUUUGCUUGCCAGAGGCAGAGUGGGGCUGAGAACAGGCAUGGUGAUUGCAGCUACCAUCCAGUGUUAGAGGAUCAUUGGUGAAGUCAGCGGAUAUUUAUUGAGUACCUAUGGGGUGCAAAGCACUACGAUAGGGAUUGUGGGGAAACUGGAUAUGAAUUUGACAUGGAAAGGAUGAACCAUUCACCGAUUCUCUUUGACCUAUUUGCGACUGAAAUGAAAAAUUAUCCAUAUUUGUAAAUAUAUAUACAUAUAUGCACACAUGAUUAGUAUGUAUGUGUAUAUAUAUAAAUAUAUAAGAGGGACUUUAUGGGAUAUUCUGGACUAUGGAAAAACAAAUUUGCACAAUGGCCUGGGAAGUUGAGGUCACGUUUUACAGGGAAAUAGAAGGAACUGAGAACCUACUCUUGUAUCUUCCAAGUAAAUGAAAUCAAUUCUGGGACUACAGAAUGUCCUUUGUGCCAGUAUUACAAGUCCAAACUUUAUUUUUAUAAAGGGAGAGGAUUACUUUCUUAAUCAAGUGCCACCAGAUAAAAACAACUGCAGAGGCUGGAACUGCCACAGGCUGAAUGAAAGGCCACUUUGGGAAAGGGUUUGGAUGAGUCGGUGGCCUUCAACCUCUGCCUGCACCUGCUGCUUUCUGCCAUCCCCGAGAGAGACUGGAGGAGCUUUGUGGUCCAUCUGCUCCACUGGUCUUGCCAUCACGACACCUCUGGACUCAAGCCCAUUUUGAUUUCUGGCAACCCCGUUGUAUUUCUGUUUUCUCCCCUAAAGAACAUAUCAUAAUCAUUAUUGCACAAAUAGCCAUGUUCUUUGGUAACUUCGCCAGGAAAGAAAGUGCAAAAGAAUGGUGACUCAUUGGGAUUCUCAUCUGUCUUGGAAUGUCGCCACUUCGUUGCCUCGUUCUGAUUGAUUGCCGUCUGCAUGGAAACCUAACCGUAUGUCUGGAGUCCUCUGUCAUCUGGAUUCUAGAAUCUGUGUAUUAUGUGCAAUUUGUUCCUCAGGUGUGAAAAUUUCUACUGCAAUUGAUCAUUUUGAGCCUGUGAAUGAUUUCUUAACGGUGAUUCCCUUAUCAAUAGCCUUCUAGAAGGUGUUCCUUGCUGAUAACAGCAUCCUAUUUUACUUAUUAGCUUUUAUAGCAUUACUGUGCCCAGCCACAGGGAAGGCAACGGGGCUGCCUAUAUUAUCUAAAUCAUUUCUCAAAGAGGUACAUUCUUCUCGAUGGAAUCAAUAGCAUUUUUUUCCAGGUCACCACACUUGCUCUCCCAGUGUUGCUGUUAAAUGACAUUUUUGUGUCUAGUAAUCCUUCAUACUCUCCCUUCCAAAUCUGAGCUGUGCUAGGAUUUGAACUAAAAAGCCAUACGUGGGAUAUUGACAUGUAUAAGAAGCACUUUCACAAUGUUGUCCUUUUAAAAAAAUAUCUCAAAAAACGCCAGUUUUUAUUCCAAAAAUAAAGCAAACAAACCCAGAUAUGAAGUACAGAUUGUAACACGGAACCUUUUUUUUCCUAAUCCUAGAAUACAGCUCCCAAAGGUUGUGUGGGAUUUAUGUAAAUAGCUAUGUGAAUUAGGCAAGAAACACCAGGGAAGGUUUAUAGAUUUGUGACAAUUGACCAAAGUAUGAGCCAGGAAGUCCUCAGAUUUCCUUUGGUCUUUCUAGGAGACUGGACUGUGCAUCAUAUAGACCGACUGGUUUUAACUAAUCAAAAAGCACUUUCUUCUGUUUGUAAGGCUUGUCCAAUUUGUGCUUCCAUGCUUGGAGGAGAGAUGGCCAGGGUGGCAGCUAUCAUGAGGAUAGAAGUAAAUGUAGUCUCAGCCUGAUUUUCUUGGUAUGAAGGUCAAAAGCAAAAUACAAAACCAUUGGCCUGCUUUAGGGUGUGGCUACUGAGACAUACAUGUUGUGUCCCUGCGCGCUCCCUGUGUAUUUAUACUUGUAUGUAGAGUCUAGAUUUAUAUACCGCAAUGUAAAAAAAAUAUAUACAUAUAUAUAUUUACCUUUUUUAAGACAAUGGAAAUUCCAGUAGAUAAAACAUAGCUUCAUUUAUUUAAUGCCACUUUAAAUGUCUGAAAUCUGUUUCCCGGUGGACAUCUGGGCCAUGCUCUCAGCUGCUCGCACGCUUGUCUUUCUGCAUCUCCCUCAUCUGUUUACCUUUCAGUUAAACUCAAUAAACUGGUUUGGGACUUGGUUGGCACAUGCUGCCAGACCCAAAGG
Nycticebus coucang (slow loris) is the source of this 5074-nucleotide messenger RNA. RefSeq names its product ral guanine nucleotide dissociation stimulator like 1 (gene RGL1). Gene Ontology annotation, molecular function: guanyl-nucleotide exchange factor activity. The record is from RefSeq and is a predicted model, not a curated record. The transcript is spliced from 19 exons. Gene Ontology annotation, biological process: Ras protein signal transduction; positive regulation of GTPase activity. Gene Ontology annotation, cellular component: plasma membrane. NCBI's taxonomy places the organism in Eukaryota, Metazoa, Chordata, Mammalia, Primates, Lorisidae. The coding region runs from base 436 to 2847 and encodes 803 amino acids.